Molecule: messenger RNA, 2022 nt
Organism: Neurospora tetraspora
Lineage: Eukaryota; Fungi; Ascomycota; Sordariomycetes; Sordariales; Sordariaceae
Product: heterokaryon incompatibility protein-domain-containing protein
Exons: 6
Coding region: 1-2022 (673 amino acids)
Source: RefSeq, a predicted model, not a curated record
AUGGACGGCAAACCUCUUGAGGAGUCAUCAUCCGAAGACGAUGGUUCGACUCGACAGUCUAAACAUAUUCUCGAGAGCAGUGACAUGGAACCCAACCGUUUAUGCAAACGCUGUUCCCGCGCUCUCACAGCAUCCAAGACACUCUGGCAACCGAGACCGGCGGGCGACCCUGACUGGGCAGGCGAGAGAUUCUUCCACAGCAAGAACACAAAACAGAUGUUGAGGGACUUGGUAAUUGCCGCCGGUUGCCAUCUCUGCACACAAGUCAGUCAAGAGCACAACUUUUCGCGCGCCGGGGAUGACCAGAGAGUCAUGGUCGAAUGUAGCCGAUCGAGGGCUUUCGAGGCCGAUGAAGGGAACAUUCCGAUUGUUUUAUUUUCCGCUAUUUCCUGCGCCGAGUGGGACGACAAUUGGGCUUCAUUGCCGGACCCUUUCAAAGAUGAAGAGCCUCAACCUCAAGGUGAUUCGGAUAUGACCCCAUUGGCGAAAUUCAAGCUCGAACGGACCGAUGAUGGUUCGAUGUUCGUGUUACCUUCCUCAACCAACUCGCCUGAAGCCUUUGGCCUUGUGCGACACUGGCUAGAUGACUGUCUCAAUAACCAUCCGGAAUGCAAGGGGUCCAACUUCAAGAGACUCCCGACAAGGCUUGUCGAUGUAGGUGCUCCGGACAACAAUGCACAGAAGAAGCCUCCACGACCGCGCAUCUUCAUCCCAAACGCGACUUCCCAAACACCGGCCACGAUCCCAUAUCUCACUCUCAGUCACUCAUGGGCCUUGACCGGAUCAUCUCUAAGGCUGACAACCAAGAAUAUCGAGGACUGGCAGAAACCCGAAGGAGCGGAACAUGGAGGAAUACCAAUCGACGGUCUAGCCCAGACAUUCCUCGACGCAAUGCGAAUCACGCAGCAACUAGGUUACCGAUAUAUCUGGAUCGACUCUCUCUGCAUUAUGCAGGACUCAUCAGAGGACUGGAAGCGGGAGGCCCAGACGAUGGCAGCCGUCUACGGUAACUCUUUGUUGACCAUCUUUGCUUCGGGGAUGGGCAUGGCAGGAGGUCAAGGCGCCAAUGCCGACACUUGCUUCUCAGUGCGAAACCCCCUGAAAGUGUAUUCCCCCAUCAUCACGUCUCCUUUGUCUGGGAGAGCAUCUUUUUACGCCAUUCGUGAAAAGUACGAACCCAACGUGGACGAGAUGUUAUGGGGCGCUAAUCAGAAAAACCCGCUCCUAUCACGAGGCUGGAUCGUCCAAGAGCGUUUGCUGUCGCCUCGCAUCAUCUACUACGGGGCCGAUGAGCUCUACUGGGAGUGUCGUCUCCAUGCGGUCUCAGAAAGUUGCCCUUUUGGAACUGGCUUGAAGAAGGAUGCUGAGGCUUCUCAAUCUAUCUGGACCGCUAACGCAAAGGCCGUGUACCAAGACUUACAGGAUCCUUUCCCUGCGAGCUUGAAGACGGGCAUGGAUAUGGGUAAUGACAAGGAAGACGCAAAAUACGCACAACAUUUGCAGCUCAUCGCACUCGCAGGAAUGGUAACGGCGAUAGAAGAGAGCAAAGGCUGGACCUAUACCCUCGGGAGCUGGCAAGAGCUUUGGCCUUUUGACCUCCUCUGGGGCUUCGAUAGUGUCCUCAAUGUCGAGCUGUUUAACCCGGGCUGGUAUCCCGAUGAUAGCGAGAAACGACGCCAAGAUCGCGAUGAGAUGGCCCGGAAACUGUUGAAAGGUCAAUCCUACCCCGAGUCGCAUGCCAGUACGACCCUGGGCCUCCCUUCAUGGUCAUGGGCAGCUACCGAAGCACCCAAAUCCUUCUGGUUUGGAUCUUCUGGUUCACUUACAUGGAAAUGCCAGAUCGAUGUUUUCGGCAGGACGACCACCGGUAUGCAAGAAAGUGGGAUCCUGGCCCUGAAAACGUACAAAAAGCAGUUAUACGACAUGCCCCCCAUCGACUUGGGCUUGAUGUGGGACGACGACGAAAGUUUCUAUUCGAAAGAUGAGGAGGUAUUAGCCGGUAGAGUAUAUUUAGAUCGAUAA